Phacochoerus africanus (Common warthog) is the source of this 4293-nucleotide messenger RNA. RefSeq names its product nucleolar protein 8 (gene NOL8). Gene Ontology annotation, molecular function: RNA binding. NCBI's taxonomy places the organism in Eukaryota, Metazoa, Chordata, Mammalia, Artiodactyla, Suidae. Bases 469 to 3954 code for a protein of 1161 amino acids. The transcript has 17 exons. The record is from RefSeq and is a predicted model, not a curated record.
ACUUCCGCCGACUUCAUCCAGGAGAACACAAGGCGAUGACCCUCUUUAGUGUGAAUUAGGGAAUUUUAGUUUGGGGUCUUUUGCAGAGGUUGACGCAGGGUGACAGAGGCAUCGAGGUCGCUCAGAAGACUGCAGACGAAAUAAAGAGCACUGGGGUACUGAGUUUUGUAAUGGAACCUUAAGACGCUGGGUUGGAAAUGGAGGAAGGAAGAGAGAUGGCACUUGCUGGGACACGUGACUAGAAGUCAGGGCCCUAAGCCGCGCUCGACGUAGAGGACGAAGUGGUGAGGAGUGGGUCGGGGCAAGCGAUGUCACGGGACAAACUGGUCUACCUUCUCUCUGCUCGCCUUUUGUUCUCAGAGGAAGGAGGCUAGGGCGGAUUUGAGAAGAUAUAAGGGAAAGAACUCUUCUCUGUAGACAGAAAAUUAUUUUUUCCACUGGAACACAUUGAAUGUAUGCCCAGCAUUGAUGAAAGCCAGCAAAGAAACAAAGCGCCUUUUUGUGGGUGGCCUUGGCCAGAACAUUUCUGAAGGAGACCUACAAAAUCAGUUCAACAGGUUUGGAGAAGUUUCUGAUGUGGAGAUUAUCACUAGGAAAGAUGACCAAGGAAAUCCACAGAAAGUCUUUGCAUAUGUCAACAUCAGAAUAGCAGAAGCAGACCUGAAAAAAUGUAUGUCUGUUUUAAAUAAAACAAAAUGGAAAGGCGGAACCCUACAGAUUCAGCUGGCAAAAGAAAGCUUUUUACACAAAUUGGCUCAAGAGAGAGAAGAAGCAAAAGCAGCAAAAGAAAAACCAACAGCAGUCAACACCAACUUGUUAGAAAAGAUGGGAGUGGUGGAUUUCCAUGUGAAAGCUGUGCCAGGGACAGAAGUACCAGGGCACAAAAAUUGGGUCGUAAGUAAAUUUGGAAGAGUCUUACCUGUCCUUCACCUAAAGAAUCGACAUAAACGUAAAAUCAUAAAGUAUGAUCCAUCAAAAUACUGCCACAACUUAAAGAAGAUAGGGGAAGAUUUCACAAAUGCUAACCCUAUAUCCAACCUCACUUGGGAAUUGGAAGGAGGAAAUGAUCCUAUAAGUAAGAAACGGCGAGGAGAGUUCUCUGACUUUCAUAGCCCUCCUAAGAAGAUAAUAAAAGUGCAGAAGAAUGAGGGUUCCACUGCAUCUCCAGCUGUUAGACCAAAACCCAGUAGAAUAACGGAGAGACCAUGGUUAAAACAACAGGCUGCACAAAAAACACCUGAUGGUCCCAUCACACCUAAAUUAUCCUAUAUAUCUGAUUCUGAAAGUCAGAUACUUAAAAAUGUAUUUUUUCAGGCUUCUGGCUUAGAAACUACCAAGAACAGAAAUAGCAUGUCUGAUGAUGAUAUCGAUUCUGAAGAUGAAUUAAGACUAACGAUCGCAAGAGAGGAAAACUUGGAGAAAAGCACAUGGUCUUUAGUAAAUGAAUCUGAAAAUGAUCCCUUUGAAGUUGUAAGGGAUGAUUUUAAAUCAGAUUCUCACAAAUUUCAUACUUCAAUAGGUUUAGGCCUCAAAAAUAACAUUUCUUCCCUUGAUAGUGAAGAUAAAGUUAUGGGAAAUGAUUAUGACUCUGAUUCAGGAGAUACGGAUGAAAUCAUUACAAGGAACAAAAAUGCUGGUAAGAUCAAAAACAGUAUAGCACUCUCACAAAUGGAAAAGUCUAUACACAAGAAAACUUCUUCGAAAAAUAGAAAAAAGUGUGAUCUUUCUGAUUCUAUUAAAGAACAAAAAAGAAAAAACAAUGUAGAGAUAGCCGUCAGUCACAGAGUUAAGAUGCCUAGUUGUAAAUCUCUAGCUGACUCUAGUGGCAGUGAAGAUGCGGAUUCUGCAUCAGAAUCCGCCGAGUCCGAAGGGGAUAAGGAGUAUCACACUAUGAUGAACUGUGUCCAUGUGACUCUCACUUUAGCUGAUUUGGAACAGUUGGCUAGCAGUAACCAGGAGGCGCCAAAAGAAGAUACUGAGAGUAAUGGCCAGGAAACCACUGCCAAGCGUGACAGGGCCUCCAAAAGCCACAGGACUCUUGGUGGCCUCCACAAAGGCCACCAGUGUAUUAAUCCUGAGGAGAUUGUGGCUUCCCUUUUAGAAGGAAAAGAGGACACCUGUGGAAAACAGAAACCAAGGGAAGACUUAAAGCCAAAAUUCCAGGCUUUCAAGGGAGUGGGCUGUCUCUACAGGAAGGAAUCAGUGAAAGAGUCCUCGAAAGAGAGUGUUGCCUCAAACAAUAAAGAUCAUAAUUCCUUGAUAUUGGACGCUCCUAGGAGCAUAUCCAUGGAAAAAUGGUCCCUGUAUGCUAAUGGCUUAUCAGGCGAACCGACUUCUUUCCAGCAUGCAAAGAAGGCAAAUGACUCAAACAAAAUCCAACUUCAAAAGAAGCAGUCCACUUUUGAGAGCCAGGAACAUGAGGUGGUGUUCCCUAGCAGUUCAGAAAAGAGAAGCAGAAAUCCUACUUCUAGACUGUUGCCAGUUAAAGACAAGAAAUCUUUAAGUCUUGCAGCCAAAACUCCCAGGAGAGGCUUUGAUGAGGACUCUUGCCACAGGACUGGGAAGUCCGGAGAUGACUCUGAAAACAGGCCCAUUUUGAGCAGCUGCAAGGCCCCUGAGAAAUCAGAGUUUUCCAGGAGAGACACUCAGGAAAACAAAACUAACUUCCCACUUCCUUUUAAUAGUUCAUCAAACGUUAAUGCUAAGGAUAAGCAUGCUGAAGAUAAUCAGAAGCGUUUGGCGGCCUUAGAGGCAAGGCAGAAAGCAAAAGAAAUACAAAAAAAGUUAGUUCAUAAUGCUCUGGCAAAUUUGGAUGGUCAUCCAGAGGACAAGCCGACGCAUAUCAUCUUUGGUUCCAACAGUGUAAGUGAAACAGAAGAGACAUCCACUCAGGAGCAAAGCCAGCCAGGAGAGGAACCGGUGAAAGAGUCCAUGGGUAGAGCUUCUGGGAAGCUCUUCGACAGCAGUGAUGAUGAAUCUGGUUCUGAAGAUGAUAGCAGUAGGUUCAAAAUUAAACCUCAGUUUGAGGGCAGAACUGGACAGAAGCUCAUGGAUUUGCAGUCCCACUUUGGCACUGAUGACAGGUUUCGCAUGGACUCUCGAUUUCUAGAAAGUGACAGCGAAGAGGAACAGGAAGACACAAGUGAAACGAAGACUGCUGAGGAGGAAGAGAUUGCUGCAGAAAAGUUGAAAGCCCUGAAUAUUGUGCAGAGUGUUUUGCACAUCAACGUAAGCAGUUCUACAAGCAAAGGAUCAGUAGCUGCUAAGAAAUUUAAGGAUGUCAUACAUUAUGAUCCAACAAGGAAUGACCAUGCUACUUAUGAAAGAAAGAAAGAUGAUAAACCAAAAGAAAGUAAAGCAAAACGAAAGAAGAAAAGGGAAGAAGCUGAGAAGCUACCUGAGGUGUCCAAAGAAAUGUAUUAUAACAUUGCUGUGGAUUUAAAACAAAUAUUCCAAACUGCAAAAGAUACCAGUGAAAAAAGAGGCAGCACAGCCUGGAACGAGGACUCUGGUGGAGAAAAAGCUGAGGAAGCCCAGGAUCCUGCAGCUUUGAUCAUGGAGGAUGAGCAGCCUGGAGGGUUCACAUUCUCCUUUUUUGAUUCAGAUGCUAAAGAUGUAAAGGAAGAGACCUAUAGAGUUGAGACAGUGAGACCUGGGAAGAUUCCCUGGCAGGGAGACCCUCGUUUCCAGGACAGCAGUUCAGAAGAGGAAGAUGUUACUGAAGAAACAGAUGACAAAAAGCCCAACCCUGAAGAAGUAUCAUUACCUGAGAAAGAAACCACUAGAUUUUUCUUUUUCUCUAAGAAUGAUGAGAGACUCCAUGGUUCUGACUUAUUCUGGAGAGGAGUGGGAAAUAAUAUUAGCAGGAAUGCUUGGGAGGCCAGAAUAAACAACCUGCGUAUGGACUGUCGGAAGAAACAUAAAGAUGCCAAAAGAAGACUGAAACCAAAAUAAUAAAGGUCAUUAUUAGUUUUGAUACUGAAUAUAAACAAGUCUUACUUGUGGAAAUUGGAGUGAUCCGGAAAAUAAUUUUGGAAGAAUUAAGAGUGAAGGAAUAUUCAAAAUUCUAUCUGGUGGAUAUCAUUCUUGUUGCUUUCUUUUUCUCUGGAUUUUUUUUCCUGACUAAUUGCUUAUAAGAGUUAACCUGAACUUUUUUUUAAUGAAGCAAAAAAAGAGUCCCUUAAAAUGCUUUUUGUAUAUAAUCUCUUUGUACUUCAUUUUUAAUAACUAAAAAUGAUUUGUGUGAAUUAUACUUGAAAUAUUAAUGGUUGUAUAAAAUAUACCUUACCCUCA